This is a messenger RNA of Penicillium maclennaniae, 1125 nucleotides long. Its product is annotated as glycoside hydrolase family 16 protein. NCBI's taxonomy places the organism in Eukaryota, Fungi, Ascomycota, Eurotiomycetes, Eurotiales, Aspergillaceae. Bases 1 to 1125 code for a protein of 374 amino acids. The transcript has a single exon. Gene Ontology annotation, molecular function: hydrolase activity, hydrolyzing O-glycosyl compounds. Gene Ontology annotation, biological process: glucan catabolic process. The record is from RefSeq and is a predicted model, not a curated record.
AUGCACUUCACGAUCACUGUUCUUUCUGGUCUGGGUCUGUUUGCCCACCUCAGCGCGGCCGGCUACACGCUGCAAGCCGAUUAUGGCACCGAUGAUUCCUUCUUUAACGGGUUCGACUUCUAUACCGACAAGGAUCCCACGGACGGCUAUGUGAGCUAUGUCGAUCAGUCGACCGCUUCUACCAAUGGUCUCAUCAGCACCGGUAGCGGCUCGGUCUACAUUGGUGUAGAUCACUCCAACGCCGCCUCCUCCGGCCGCCAGAGUGUUCGUCUGCAGAGCACCCAGACCUAUACCCAUGGUCUGGUGAUCUUGGAUCUCGGGCACAUGCCCGGUAGUGUCUGUGGUACAUGGCCAUCCUUCUGGAUGCUCGGUAAUAACUGGCCCAACAAUGGCGAGAUUGAUAUCAUCGAGGGCGUCAGCACUGCAUCCACCAACCAAAUGGCCCUGCACACCAGCGACGGCUGCUCCAUCAACAACUCCGGCUUCAGCGGUUCCCUCACCACCAGCAACUGCUAUGUCGAGGCCUCCGGUCAGUCGCCCAACUCCGGCUGUGCCAUCCAGGGCUCCAGCACCCAGGGUUACGGUGACGGGUUCAACCAGGCUGGCGGCGGUGUCUACGCCACCGAGUGGACCAGUGAUGCCAUCAACAUUUACUUCUUCUCCAAUUCUAGCGUCCCAUCCGACAUCACCAGCGGUGAACCCGACCCCUCGGGCUGGGGUACUCCCGCCGCCAGCUUCACUGGAUGUGAUAUCGACUCUCACUUCAGCGAACUCCAAAUUGUCUUCGAUAUCACUUUCUGCGGUAAAUGGGCUGGCGACAUGUGGUCCUCAAGCUCCUGCUCUUCCUACGCUAGCACCUGCAACGACCACGUCGCCAACAAUCCUUCCGCCUUUGAGCAGACUUAUUGGGAAAUCAACUCCCUAAAGGUCUACCAGGAUAGCAGCUCCACCAAGCGUGACACUAUCCUCGAGCCUCUCGCCAAGGUGCCCAUCCCCGUCGAUGCCAACGAGUCCGUCGAGGAGCCCAAGGUGGAGCGUUCAGCUCCCUAUGUUCGCCCUGCUCCUCGCCCCGCCUGGAAGCAUCGCCGUAAUGCCUUCAAGCACGGCCACGGUCACAGCCACUAA